UAAUUAAUGGCAUUAAAGUUAAUAUUAGUAAAUGUUAAUAUUUUAUAUACAGUUCUUUAAUUGAUAGAAAAGCAAUAUUAAGAAAUAAGAUUAUUAUCAUGUCAACAAGACUAGCUUCUUCAGGAUAUAAACAAAUGCGAUGGUUCUCAACAAAACAAAGAAUGGAAGUUAUAGAUACUGUGGACGAAUUACUUUCAAAUAAUAGACUUAAACAUAAACAACACCCAGGUAUAUUAAAACCUAGACAAGUAGAACAACCAAGCUGGCUUGCAAACACAGUUCGAAACAUUCUACGUGAUAAAACCAUUUCAUUACAAGGCAUAUCUGCAAGCGGUCAAAAAUUAGCAGCACAUCUACAUAAUCGACAGCCUCCACCAGAAAAGAAAGAUGUUCGUUUGAAAAUGAAAGAAGUUCAGUCAAGACUUAACCAAUAUGAAAUGCAAGAUUCAAAUAACAAUGAUAAAUUUGAAAAUUCAGAAGCUAAAAGGCUUCUUAAAACUCUUCUUUAUAAUUGGGCACCAAUUCAAUACGAUACCUACACAAGCUUAGCAUAUUUAGUUAAUAGAAGUAUGCCUGAAUAUUGUGUUUUGUAUAAAAUUUUCAACGAAAUUGUUAAUAAUGAUAAAAAUUUCAAGCCAAAGACAUUAUUUGAUUUUGGUUCGGGUACUGGAACAGUUAUGUGGGCAGCCUCAAAAUUCUGGGUUAAUUCUAUUAAGGAGUAUUAUUGUGUUGAUAUUUCUAAAGAUAUGCAUGAAUUAUCUGAAUACCUCAUAAAGAGAGCUAUACCACAAGUUAAACCAAUGCAUAUUUUCUAUCGACAAUUUUUUCCUGCGUCUCCAAUUCCAACUUACGAUAUUGUAGUGAGUGCGUACUCUUUAUUGGAAUUACCACAUCAAAUGUCUCGUCUUGAAAUAAUUUCAAAAUUAUGGCAUAAAACAGAACGAUAUUUGAUUAUUAUAGAACAAGGAACGAAUGUUGGAUUCAGACUAGUUAACGAAGCACGAGAAUUUAUACUGAAUUCUAAAAAAGCCCACGAUACUCAUGUAUUUUCACCUUGCCCUCACGAUACAGUGUGUCCUAGAUAUACGACAGAUGACACUCCUUGUAAUUUUGAAAUUACUUAUCUAACAUUACCUAUUGGUGGAAAUUCGAUGCAUAAACGUGAACGUUACUCGUAUGUGGUACUUAAAAAAGGUAACCGUCCCGAAAAUGAUUGUAAGUGGCCUCGAAUUGUCAGAGAAGUAUUAAAACGUUCUAGACAUGUUAUAUGCCGUAUGUGUACAUCUUCCGGAAAAUUAGAAGAACAAAUUUUUACCACAUGGAAAAAUGGAAAAAAUACAUAUCGUUGUGCAAGGAGUAGCGAAUGGGGUGAUCGUCUACCUUUUAAAAUCGUGGAAGUAGAGGAAAAUGAAAAAGUAGAGCAAGAAGAAGAAAUAGAAAAAGAGAAAGAACAUAUAUGAAAUAAUUUAUGUGUAAUUUAGUCACUGCACAAUAAAAAAUAUUUGAUUAUAUUUAUGUUUGUCUGUGUUCGCAAGGAGACACGUCUGCGGUGUGACUCGUCAACGAGAAUCAUAAAUUCUUGUCUCGAUUAGUAUCGACACUACGAAUAAGCCGAUUCCCUGCUUCGAUUACAAUUAUAGGACAAAAUCUGACACAGGGUUUUAAAGUUUAAAUAUAACUGUAUAUUUCACAGAGAACAGCUUCGGAGAUUGAAUGUGUGAACGAAUGUUCAGUCUAAACGGAACGGUACUGUUUUGGUACCGCGUGCCUUGUGCGGAAAGCUGAGUGUAAGGGAUAUAUGUGGAGAAGAUGAAAAUUUGAGAUGGACGAGCCUAGAACAUGGGACGAGCGGAUUAAUUAAAUAAAAAUUUCGGUGAAGAAGUAAGGGCAACGGCCAUCGUUGUUAAUUGGUUGGAAGAAUUUGUUGGAUAGAAAGAAAUGAGAACUGACCGCCCCAAACUGAAGUCCCUAAACAUAGAUACGGAGCGUACCCUCGAGUGACGCACGCGGAAAUCGCGCGUUUAAUCGCGACAUUUAAGUCUCAACAUUUAAUCACAAAUUUUAGGCAGAACAGGCAGAAUUAGUGGUAAUAAAGUCUAAUUUUCGGCACGGCAGUAACGACUUCUUGGGGAUUAUUGCUGGUCCGAGUGAAUAUGUUAAGGGAAACAUAGACGGAGAAAUAAGACUAGAGAAGAUACAUGGUAUCUUUAGAAGAUUAGAAACGGCUACUCUCGAACGGUUGUUGUGGCUGAAGAAAUGGCCGAGUGUUUAAUGACUGGAUCGUGAAAUCACGGGCACAAGCUCUAUAUUUGUACAAUGAAGAGGAGUACUUGUAAUAAAGAAUGACAGAUAUACGACAAAGAAAACAAAAAAUGAAACAUAAAUAUAUAAGAAAAAAGGCGGACAAAGCAAGUUAUACUAUAGUAACACGUUAAGAGUCAAAUAAUUGCAACGCUGAUCGCCUGAACUUAUAGUAAGAUCUAGAGAAGAUAUCGACUUCAAGUUCGAAGAUACUACGAUACUUGCAUAGUUCAGGAACUCUGAGAUCGUUGGGAAAAAGGAGUCAACUCGGAAGACCGCGGUAUAAAGAACAAGCAUUGGAAUUACUAAGUCGAAGUAACUGAAGGACUGUCGAUGUAAUUAUUAAUGAUUUUAAAUAAAAAGAAAACAAAAAUGCCAGCAACUUCCGCUUCUUCGGUGUGCUUCUAAAAAUCAAUUUUAUUAUUUACAGCUAGAUAUCGUUAAUAUGUAUAACUUUCAUUAAUAUUAAUAAAUUAUUCUACUCAUGA
Molecule: messenger RNA, 2789 nt
Organism: Bombus terrestris (buff-tailed bumblebee)
Lineage: Eukaryota; Metazoa; Arthropoda; Insecta; Hymenoptera; Apidae
Product: methyltransferase-like protein 17, mitochondrial
Exons: 11
Coding region: 99-1460 (453 amino acids)
Biological process (GO): translation
Cellular component (GO): mitochondrial small ribosomal subunit
Molecular function (GO): methyltransferase activity; structural constituent of ribosome
Source: RefSeq, a predicted model, not a curated record